AUGUCGGACUCCCUGCAAAGACCCGGCUUAGCUCGACACAAUAGCACACGUAGCCGGCUAUAUUUAAGAGCGGCCAGGUGCCGACCCGCUCACGCCCCUCGGUGCCAUCGCCCCCCGGUUCUUCACCUCGGGACAGAACCGAGCUGCACGUCUCACAGAGGGAUGGACACUGAUGAAGAAUACGCUGAAGAGGAGCUCAGUGACUACAUCAUCCAGCUCAGUAUUCAAGAGUCCUGCCAAGAUGCUUUUCUGAAAUCUGCAGCAAGUUUAGAAGCAGCGACGGAUGAAAGUCUGAAGGUCCUGGCAGCGAUCGGUCAAGGUGAGGUCCCGACGCUGCGGGGGAUGCUGAGGCACACCUUCGCCUUCAGGGAGCGGGACAUUCACGGCUGGCUCCCCCUCCAUCGAGCCGCCUCGCAGCCGGUCCUGGAGGUUCUGCAGACCGUCCUGACAUUGGGCGCUCGGGGGCUCGACCUAGAGGAGAGGACGGCGGUGGGGGGGGAGACGCCGCUGACGCUGGCGGUGAAAGCCGGGCUGGUGGACAACGUAAGGAGCCUGCUGGAGCACGGCGCCUCGCCUCUCAACGCCAACGGCAGCAACGAGUCGCCGCUGCUGCUAGCGGUGAAGGCCGGCUCGUGCGAGAUGGCGUCCGCGCUGCUGGCGCACAGCGCCUGGGUGGAUCAGGUCUGCCGCAGGAGGAGGACGGCGAUGCACGAGGCGGCCGCGGCCGGAGACGUGGACGUCCUGAUGCUGCUGCUGAGGAACGGCGGCCGCGUCACCCAGAGGGACGAAUCGGGGAGGACGCCGCUGGCCUUGGCCGCGGAGCACGGGCACUUCCACGUGGCUGAGAUUCUGCUGAACUGUGGUAGCUCAGUGAAUUCUCAGGCCUGUAGCGGGGAGAGCGUCCUGCUGGACGCGGCCGGGUCCGGAAGCACCGCUUGCAUCCAGCUGCUGCUGGACAACGGAGCCGACCCCAACCUGCCGAGUGGCACCGGUCACCUGCCCGUCCACAAGGCGGCACACGCCGGACACCACGAUGCCCUGAAGAUGCUGCUCCCUCUGACCACCAAGAAGGCCAUCAAAGAGGCGGGCCAGAGCCCGGUGCACUCGGCGGCGGAGGGAGGCCAGCGCCGCUGCCUGAAGCUCCUUUUGGCCCGCGGCUUCAACGUCAACUACCGCAUGGACGCCAGGAACUCUGGAAGCUACCGGGACAUGCGGAGGAGCGCCUUGUACUUCGCCGUCUCCAACGGGGACGUGGACUGCACCCGGAUGCUGCUGGCGGCCGGGGCGCGGACGGACCUGGACCCGCUGUGCUGCCUCCUGGUGGCGGUCCGCUCGGGGCGCCACGAGAUCGUCCGGCUGCUGCUGGCGGCCAAGGCCGACGUGAACCGGCGCUUCGCGGUGGUGAGCGACACGGCGUUCCCCACGGCGCUGCAGUACUGCCUGAAGGACGAGGUGAUGAUGAGGCUGCUGCUCAACGCCGGCUACGAGGUGGAGAGCUGCUUCCACUGUCACCACGACGACGACGCCCCGCGCGCUCCCGAUGAGGCGGGGGGGGAGAUACCUUUCUGCGAGUUCGUGAGCCUCUGCUGCGUGGUGCACCUCUCGGGGGCCGUGGUCCGGACUCUGCUGGACUACGUGGGCCACGUCCGCAUCUGCUCCAAACUCAGGCUCCUCCUGGAGGGGCAGAGGGAGUGGCCCGAAAUACGCGAGGUCCUCAACAGCCCUCGCCCCCUCGGGCACCUCUGCAGACUGGAGAUCAGGAGGCGUCUGACCCUGAAGAGACUCAACAACCCCGAAAUCAUGAGCUCGCUGGUGUUUCCCCCCCGACUGAGGAGCUUCCUGUUGUACCAGGAGCUCGACCUCAGCAGCCCCGAGCGCAUCGUACCAACUUAACCUCGUCUUUCAAUCUGAGUCCUUACAAGAACAAAGCUGUACGAUGAAAAUUAAUAUAAGGAG
Molecule: messenger RNA, 1956 nt
Organism: Pungitius pungitius (ninespine stickleback)
Lineage: Eukaryota; Metazoa; Chordata; Actinopteri; Perciformes; Gasterosteidae
Product: ankyrin repeat and SOCS box protein 15-like
Exons: 10
Coding region: 1-1893 (630 amino acids)
Biological process (GO): intracellular signal transduction
Cellular component (GO): cytoplasm; nucleus
Molecular function (GO): protein binding
Source: RefSeq, a predicted model, not a curated record